Molecule: messenger RNA, 915 nt
Organism: Salvia miltiorrhiza (redroot sage)
Lineage: Eukaryota; Viridiplantae; Streptophyta; Magnoliopsida; Lamiales; Lamiaceae
Product: temperature-induced lipocalin-1
Exons: 2
Coding region: 244-801 (185 amino acids)
Source: RefSeq, a predicted model, not a curated record
AUCCCCAAUAAUUCAAAUUGCUCAAAAAUUGAAUUUAGUUAAAAUUUGGAAAAUGAAACAAAAUAGUCUAGUAGGUCCUCAAAUAUUCUGGCAUUUUCAAGAAGGUUAAACCGAGUAGACGCGUAAGGCUCUCAAGAGGCCACGUCGUCUCCCCCAAAAACCCAAUCCCCAAAAUAUAUAUACAUACAUCCCUUGCCCUAGAAAAUACAGAGCAAAGAAAUAUCAGAAAAAGAGAGAGAAGCAAUGGCGACGAAAGAGAUGGAAGUAGUGAGGAAUUUGGACGUCGAGAGAUACAUGGGGACAUGGUACGAGAUCGCUUCCUUCCCGUCGAGAUUCCAGCCGAAGAGCGGCGUCGACACACGCGCCACCUACACUCUCAAUCCCGACGGCACGGUGAACGUGCUGAACGAGACGUGGAGCGAUGGGAAGAGGGGUUCCAUCGAAGGAACUGCGUACAAAGCCGAUCCCAAGAGCGACGAGGCGAAGCUCAAAGUCAAAUUCUAUGUGCCCCCUUUCCUGCCUAUCAUUCCUAUUACCGGCGAUUAUUGGGUGCUCUACAUUGAUGAUGAAUAUCAGUAUGCUGUCAUUGGCCAGCCCUCUAGGAGCUAUUUAUGGAUUCUGAGCAGGCAAGCUCAUAUUGAUGAAGAUGUAUACAAUCGGCUGGUGGAGAAGGCUAAAGAACAAGGCUACGAUGUGAGCAAGCUCCACAAAACGCCUCACUCUGAUUCUCCGCCUGAAGCUGACACUUCGCCCAAGGAUACUAAAGGCCUUUGGUGGAUUAAAUCCAUCUUUGGGAAAUAGGAUCAAAUCCAGAGUUUAAAUCUAUGUAUGUGUGUAUGAAGAUGAUGUUUUCAUAUUAAUCUGUGUUCCUUUCCCCCCUUGUGCAGAAUAUUAAAUGCUAUCUUUAGAUUUUCA